This is a messenger RNA of Dermochelys coriacea (leatherback sea turtle), 1137 nucleotides long. RefSeq names its product class I histocompatibility antigen, F10 alpha chain-like. NCBI's taxonomy places the organism in Eukaryota, Metazoa, Chordata, Testudines, Dermochelyidae. Gene Ontology annotation, cellular component: external side of plasma membrane. The record is from RefSeq and is a predicted model, not a curated record. Gene Ontology annotation, biological process: immune response.
GAGGGUGGAGCCCCGCACAGCAUGGAUGGCGCAGAACGAGGGCCUGGAGUUCUGGGACUUUCCGAUCUUUUGGGUCCGGCGCUGGGAGGCCUGGUUCAGAGCGAGUCUGAACACCCUGCGUGAGCUCUACAACCGGACCGAGGGGUUUCACAUUAGGCUGUGAAAUAUAUACGGUUGUGAUCUCUGGGAAGACAACACCACUUGGGGGUUUUACCAGGAUUCAUAUGACAGAUGAGACUUUCUUAACUUCGAUAAGGAGACCAUGACUUGGGUAGCUGCAGAUAUUGGGGCUCAGAUCACCAAGAGGAGAUGGGAGGCUGAAGUAUGUGACAACCAGCAGUGGAAAUGCUACCUGGAAGAGGAAUAUAUUCCCUGGCUAAGGAAUUCUCUAGAGUAUGGGAAGGAGACUCUUCAGAGGAAAGUGCACCCAACAGCUAAAGUGAGUGACAGGUCAUCUCACGAUGGCCUGACCACCCUCUCCUGUACGCUCAGUGGGUUCUACCCCGAGGACAUCACUGUGACCUGGCUGAAAAAUGGGGAGAGCAGACAGCAGGAGACCUACUCUGAAGGCAUCCUACGUGGGGAUGGGACCUACCAGACCUGGGUGACAAUGGAGAUUGAUCCCAAGAUCAAAGCCCAUUAUUCAUGCCAUGUGGAGCAUGAAAGCCUAUUAGAGCCACUCUCUGUCUCCUGGGAACCAAAUAACAAUCUGAUUCCCACUGUGGCUGGAGUUAUCACUGCAGUUGUCCUGAUUGGUGUUAUAAUUGGAGUAGUUAUCUGGAAAAAGAAAUGCCUAGGGAAGAAGGGAGAUGGCUACGCUGUAGCUCCAGCAAAUGACCAAGGAUCUAGUGGCUCUGACCUAUCUGCCAAGGCUUAACUGAGCCUGUUGGAGUCUGUGCCACAACCUGAGGGCACCCCAGAGUGGAAGAUGGAUGAGCUCUGCUCUGUCUCCCUACAAGAACCAAUCAACCUCUCCCUAGCUUUUCUCUGGCACUUGGAGUGUCCUGUGUGGGAUUUGUGGCCUCAUCUAUCUGCUCACUGAACCACUUUUGCUUUUCAGAUGUAAUAGUUUGCUGUAAUAAUGUUUUAUUUGCACAAAAUAAUUUCCAAAAUUUUAAUGGAUUAAAAACUCUUUUA